This is a messenger RNA of Vicia faba (fava bean), 1095 nucleotides long. Lineage: Eukaryota; Viridiplantae; Streptophyta; Magnoliopsida; Fabales; Fabaceae. The record is from the annotation of a GenBank genome assembly.
AUGGGUCUUUGUUUUUCAACACUCUCUCGCCUACCACCACCCUCUUCCCUCAACAUCCUUCCCUCUUCAGGUUGUAAUGAUAAGAGUAAAGUUUGGGAGAUGGGAAGUAAUGAAAGUGGAAAGCUUCUAGAAAUGUCAAACUUGAAGGUGUUUAGCUAUGGAGAUUUGAAAAUUGCAACAAAGAGUUUCAAGUCAGAUGCUUUGCUUGGGGAAGGUGGUUUUGGUAAAGUGUAUAAAGGUUGGCUAAAUGCUGAAACACUUGCUCCUGCUAAAGCUGGUUCUGGAAUGAUGGUGGCUAUCAAGAAAAUGAAACCUGAUAGUUUGCAAGGUGUUCAAGAAUGGCAGACAGAAAUCAACUUUUUAGGAAGUAUUUCUCAUCCCAACUUGGUCAAGCUAUUGGGUUAUUGUAGGGAUGAUGAUGAAUUUCUCCUUGUGUAUGAGUUUAUGCCAAGGGGAAGCUUGGAGAACCAUCUAUUUAGAAGAAAUACUAACAGAGAACCACUUUCUUGGAAGUCUCGACUCGAAAUAGCUAUUGAUGCAGCUAGAGGUUUGGCUUUCUUGCAUUCUUCAGAUAAACAAGUGAUAUAUAGAGAUUUCAAGGCUUCUAAUAUACUUCUUGAUGGGAAUUACAAUGCAAAGAUUUCAGAUUUUGGGUUGGCUAAAUUUGGACCAUCAGGGGGAGAUUCACACGUGACGACUAGGAUCAUGGGUACACAUGGUUAUGCUGCCCCAGAAUACAUUGCAACAGGUCAUUUGUAUGUGAAGAGUGAUGUUUAUGGAUUUGGUGUAGUGCUACUUGAAAUGUUGACUGGAUUGCAAGCACAUGAUUCAAAAAGACAUUCAGAGCAGCAGAAUCUGGUCGAAUGGAUUAAGCCUUUUCUCUCGAAUAAAAGAAAGUUGAAAAGUACCGUAAUGGAUUGUAGGUUAGAGGGCCAAUAUUCACCAAAGGCAGUGUUAGAAACAGCUAAGCUUAUUCUUAAAUGCCUUGAACAUGACCCUAAAAAACGCCCUUCUAUGAAAGAUGUUUUGGAAACAUUGGAAGGCAUAAAAGCUAUUAAAGAUAGAAGGAAGAUAUCCAAGAAUCACUUGCACUAA